Molecule: messenger RNA, 660 nt
Organism: Pecten maximus
Lineage: Eukaryota; Metazoa; Mollusca; Bivalvia; Pectinida; Pectinidae
Product: circumsporozoite protein-like
Exons: 1
Coding region: 1-660 (219 amino acids)
Source: RefSeq, a predicted model, not a curated record
AUGUUUUAUUUUGAGGGAGAUCCAAUCCAAUCCAGAAUCCAAUCCAAUCCAAUCAACAAUCCAAUCCAAAAUCCAAUCCAAAAUCCACUCCAAUCCAAUCCAGAAUCCAAUCCAAAAUCCAAUCCAAUCCAGAAUCCAAUCCAGAAUCCAAUCCAAUCCAAUCCAGAGUUCAAUCCAAUCCAGAAUCCAAUCCACUAUCCAAUCCAAUCCAAUCCAGAAUCCAAUCCAAUCCACAAUCCAAUCCAAAAUCCAAUCCAAUCCACAAUCCAAUUCAAUCCACAAUCCAAUCCACAACCCAAUCCAAUCCACAAUCCAAUUCAAUCCACAAUACAAUCCACAAUCCAAUUCAAACCAGAAUCAAAUCCAAUCUCCAAUCCACAAUCCAAUCCAAUCCACAAUCCAAUCCACAAUCCAAUCCAAUCCAAUCCACAAUCCAAUCCAAUCCAGAAUCCAAUGCAAUCCAAAAUCCAAUCCAAUCCAGAAUCCAAUCCAGAAUCCAAUCCAAUCCACAAUCCAAUCCAAUCCACAAUCCAAUUCAAUCCACAAUCCAAUCCAAUCCAGAAUCCAAUCCAAUCCAAUCCACAAUCCAAUCCCCACGUCCCCACGUUAUAUACAAUCAUACAUCUCCACAUUAGAUACACUCAUACAUCCCCACAUUAG